Alternaria atra is the source of this 306-nucleotide messenger RNA. RefSeq lists its product as uncharacterized. The transcript is spliced from 3 exons. The coding region runs from base 1 to 306 and encodes 101 amino acids. The record is from RefSeq and is a predicted model, not a curated record. Lineage: Eukaryota; Fungi; Ascomycota; Dothideomycetes; Pleosporales; Pleosporaceae.
AUGCGUGGAUUGUUACGGCAGCCAAUUUCAAGGAUCGAAACGAUACAUCUCAAUAAAAGUGUCGAGCUCUGUCGGCGCGCACCCUACUCACUAACGUCGCCACGCAAACUAAGAUGGGACUUGACGUUGAGAGUUGACGCCUCCCAUAACGACGUGAUCCGUAAACACCGCCCGGACAUCAGCGAUUUUACAACAAAGGUCGAUUACCUCUACAAGCAUCUGCGCACUAAGGCGCAGCCAAAGUUGCUCUUUGACCCCGACGCCACAAACCUUAUCGGUUUUGACUUUCCUCCCGGUGCUACGUAG